Molecule: messenger RNA, 5820 nt
Organism: Lates calcarifer (barramundi perch)
Lineage: Eukaryota; Metazoa; Chordata; Actinopteri; Centropomidae
Product: protein Atg16l2
Exons: 18
Coding region: 361-2199 (612 amino acids)
Biological process (GO): negative stranded viral RNA replication; autophagosome assembly
Cellular component (GO): autophagosome membrane
Molecular function (GO): protein binding
Source: RefSeq, a predicted model, not a curated record
GUUAGUUUUAAUGACGUUUCCAGGUGUCCCGUGGGGUGCGUUUGUUUUUUCCUCCUUAAGUCAGAUCAGGAAACGCGCGAGCGGGCGGAGGUUGGCUGAGACACCCGGCAGCUGGCAGCACGAGCCACCAGCCUCCGCCCCGCCCCCGUCAGAGUGACGAAUCAGAGGAGAAGAAAGUAAAACAACAAACAAACAAACCUCAGAAAACAAACAACAACAACAUCAGGAGUGAGGAGACUCUGACAUGGCGGCGGUUCGAGGAGCCAGAUCCUCGACCCAGAGCCGUCUGUAACAUCAGGCCGGGCUGGGAGCGUCUGUCGGCGUGGACUCGGCGUGAAGCGGCCGGGGCUGUGGGGCAUCAUGGCCGCUGUCACCUCCCGGAGAAUCACGACAGAUUCAGCCGGAGGGUCAGACCCGAGAGGCCCGGUCCUGCCUCCGGGGGGAUCCGGCAGGUCGGCGGAGACCUGGAAGAGACACAUCGUCCGGCAGCUGAAGCACCGAGACCUGAGCCAGCACGCCAUGUUCCAGGACCUGAUCCGCUUCUACACUCAGCUGCUGGAGAAAACAAGUCUGGCCAAAGGAAUCCUGAGCUGCUCCCUCAGGCGUCCCUCCCCUGACAGCAGCAGCUCCAUCUCCGCUCUGCUCCACCAGAACAGCCAGCUGAAGAAAACUACAGGAGAGCUGGCCUAUCAGGUGGUGGAGCUGCAGCAGCAGAUCAAGAUCAAGGAAUGUGUUCUGGAGGAGCAGCAUGCCAGGCUGGCGGAGGAGGAGUGUCGGCUGGCGGGUGCGUUUGAUUCCCAUCGGGAGCUGCAGGAGCGGGUGGAGCGGGUUCAGGGGGAGAACGGGGCGCUGAAGACGGAGUACGACGCCCUGCUGGAGCGACAGAGGGGGGCGGAGACAAGACUCAGGGAGGAGAAGGUCAGAGGAGGACACCUGGUGGAGGACAUGAUCCACCUGAAACAGCAGGCUGCCGCCCGCAUGAACAGCCGCAACGAGCGCAGGUCCAGAGCUCGUGAAGCGAACCUGCAGAAGGAGCUACAGACGGCUGCCAGGUCAAAGGUCACCAUAGACAGCUCCUCCAGCGCUCCGACCUCCAGAUCCACGUCCCCAAAGAACGAGAACCAGGACCAGGAGUCCACAGAGCAGAGACACACCAGACUCUUCAGAUCGGCGUCGGCCACGUCCCCGAGGAUCCUCUCCUCCAUCAGAGAGCUGUUUGACAGGAAGAGGCGUGGCCACUCGGUCUGCAGCCUGGAGGAGGACCUGACGUGUCCUGUUGGAAUCUGUCUGUCAGCCAGAGUCCCGGCCAGAGCCCUGCACGUCCUGGACGCCCAUGAGCAGGGCAUUAACGCGGUGCGGUUCAGUUCCAGUUCAGACCUGUUGGCGACCGGAGGAACGGACCGGGUCAUCAAACUGUGGGAGGUCCGAGCAGGCUCACUGACCCACAGAGCGACUCUGGACGGCAGCACCGAGGGUAUCACCUGCAUCGAGUUCGACCCCACGGGUCUGAGGAUCCUCGCGGCGUCUUACGAUAAAUCGGCUUUGUUGUGGCGACUGGACGACUCUGUUCCCAAGCUGACUCUGACAGGUCACAUCAGGAAGGUCACAGCAGCACGGUUCAGCAGUUUACCUCAUCAGGUGGUGACAGGAAGUGCAGACAGAACCAUCAGACUGUGGGACCUGCAGAGAGCUGCCUGUGUGCAGGUAGUUGAAGUGGCGUCGUACUGCAGCGACCUGGUCUGUUCUGAGAACUGUAUCAUCAGUGGACACUUCGACUCCAAGAUCAGGGUCUGGGACACCAGGGCAGUGAGCUGCGUUCAGGAGCUUCCUGCUCAGGGUAAAGUCACCUCGCUGGACCUCAGCGCCGACCACCGUCAGCUGCUCAGCUGCUGCCGUGACGACUGCCUCCAGCUGGUCGACCUGAGGAGGCGGAGCAACGACCGCAUGUGUUUCAGAGCUGAGGGGUUUAAAUGUGGCAGCGACAGCACCAAGGCUGUGAUCAGUCCAGACGGUUGUUUUCUGGCGGCUGGAUCAGCAGACGGAACCGUUUACGUCUGGAACGCCUCGACCAACAACCUGGAGACCCGCCUCCCUGACAAACACAGUUCGUCCAUCAGCGCCGUGUCCUGGUCUCUGUCCGGCGAAUACGUCGUCAGCGUGGACAAGAGUAGGCGGGCCGUCCUCUGGAGCGACAUCUGAACCGGCCAAUCCACGAGGAGGUCACGUUGUCACGGCAACACCACUCACAACACUGAUCACAGAGCUGUUGCAGGGAACAUUUGGGAUUUUUUUAAAAGCUAUUUGUUGAUUGGACAAAAGGGACAGAACUUCCUGCUUGAUGCAUUUUUCUUUACCACAACACAGGAAGAUUACUGAGGGAAAACACAAACAUUCAUUAACAAAGGGAAAACCUCGUCUAACAUUUACAGCAUGUCUCUGUGGACAUUUUGUACAAACCUAAAACAACAGGCUGAUUUUAGUUUACAUGUUUUAUUUUUCUGUGUUGUAAGUAUGUUGUUGUUGUUGUUGUAUGUUAUUUUUUUAGGAGGUGCAGACGACCUCACAUCCAGGUUUUUGUUUUUGGUGUUAAAGUGUGUGGUGUUCAGGGACUAAAAUUAGCGUGGGGUAUUCGGGUACUGAAACAAGAGUGGGGGAUGUCAGUUGCUGGUUUAAUCCUGCGUGUGACCGACGUCCAGACAAAAAGACAAGCAGGUCUGAAUAUUUAUGAUGCAUUCAGGGACCAGUCAGAGCCCAUCAGACUGCAGUGAAACAUUUUGCACCUAAACAGGGACUGGAACUUCGCCUUCCAGUCCAGUCAGCUGUUGACUUUACAUUCUUGUCCGUCCACCUUCUCUCCAAGAACAGAAACAGGGUUUGUUGUUGUCCUGGUUCUUCUGAAAUCCACCACCAUCUCCUUGGUCUUGGUGACAGGAACAGGUGAUUACUCCCACAGCAAAGAGGUCCACCAGGUCUCCAGUCCACUGCUGAGACACCCCACAACUACAGAGUCAUCUGAAAACUUGUGCAAAGAAAUAAAAUCAGUGAAUCAGUCAAUGAAAAUAUUUUUUUUCCCGUAUACUACUCCAGGUCUCAGUCCACCCAUGGAGCUGACUUUCUGUCCGGUUCAUUUUUGAUAUCAACCUGAUGAAGACAGUUUGGCUCAGACAGCUGAGUCUGAGGAGGUUGGACUUGAGGUGGAUCAAAGGUUUCAGAUGUGGACUCCCCAUCAGAGUUGUGUGGACAGUCUGAGGUGUAGAGUGUGAAGAGGUCUGUGGUCUGUCCAUCAAGUCGAGCAGAGUUUUGUUAGAGAAGAAAUCGAAGAACAUGAUUGUCACAGAGCUGCAGGGUUUGUCCAGAUGAAGCAGGUAGACUAAGGUUUCAUGAAGAACUUGUUGAUCAGAGGAUGAUGGACAGCUGCUUUACAAACUGAUUCAGAGUCAGGUUGCUCUCUUCAGACAGGCUUUUGAAAUGCCUAAAGUUUCCUUCACAAAGGUUUUAAAUGUUGAUGUAACAUUAGUUAUAAAACAUUUAUGUAAAAAUCUCCAGUCUUCUUGUCAAAUUCAGACGAUCCAUUCAGUCCCGUCCGGUCUGCUCAUCCAGGACUGGGUCAUGUUUAAUGAUUAGUUCAUCAUUUUUUGAGGAAUUAUUGUGUGAUAUACACCGAUCAGCCAGAACAUUAAAACCACCUGUAGGUCCCCCUUGACCUCUGGGGUUGUCCUGUGGAUCCUUUGGGUCCUCUGUGGUGUGGGGUGGGUGGUCUCCAUGGAUCUGGCUUGUUCUGGAUCAUCCCACAGAUGCUGGAUCUGAUUGGGAUCUGGGGAGUUUGGAGUCCAGGUCAACACCUUGGACUCUUGUUGCUCAAGACAUUUUUGAGCAGGCUUGGUGGUGUAGUGGGUUUGUCUUCCUGCUGGGGGAGGACCCUGUUGCCAUGGGGGGGGGGGGGGGGUCAACAACAGUGUUUAGGUGUCAAAGUAAAAUCCAAUGAAUGAAGGAGCCGAGGUUUCCCAGCAGAACAUGGAUUCUAACCAGAUUAUCAGUGUUAUUCACUUCACCCGUCAGUGGUUUAAUGUUGAUCGGUGUAAAUGUCACUUGGUAAAUAAUUCUGAGCCUCAUCAUCCCCACUGGGUUUUAUUGAUCUGCCUCAAAUGUUCAGACUGAACAGGUUUCAGUGUAAGAGAAAACAGUUGUUCAGAAACAACCCGAGGAACAAAUCAAAGAGUUUGGAUCUGUAUCCUGACACCGAGGAGUCAGAGUGAGGAGUUUCCUGCAGCUCUCUGCGCUGGAUUUACAUUUAAAAGGCGUCUGCAUUAAUCCUCUGUUUGGCCUCUCAGCUUUGAAGAGUGAAGUCAGCGGCUUCAAAGAGAAAAGUCGACGGCCGGAGGCUGUGAUGGAGUCUGAGCACACACAGAGAGAUUUACAUCCUGUUAGAUCAGCUGCUGAAACAUCCAGAGCAGCUGAUUUCAUCGGUGUCAAACUCAGACUCUGUCGUUCAGUUAAAGUGUCGACGUUUCCUCUUCAGAGCUUCUGUUCAUUUUCUGAACAAAUCACGUCGCUGCCUUCUCACCUGAGAGACGAGCUGAGCGUCACUUUAAAAACGUUAAAUAUCAAUGUUUACAGUCGUCUGAUUUAUUGAUUUAUUGAUCAUUUUUAUCAACAUGUUUCUGUUGUUUUUAUUUAUCUUCAGGUCUGAGGCUCCUGAUGGUGAAAGGGAAACAUUCUGUUCUUUGUCUUUAUUUAUUUACUCUCUUUGGCCUUAAUGUACAACCAAAAUCAGAAAAACAAAGUGUCUUCGUUUGUCCUAAAGAAAACUGAGGAAGAGAUAGGAAUUUAAUAACUGAGUAAACAGCCUGAAUAAAAUAAAAAAAGAAAAAAAAGGGAAACAUGCAGUUUGUCUGAUGGAAGCAACACAAAUAAUUCAUUGUUAAAGGUGUUUAUAUUUGUACGGAAGUACCACUAUAAUGAUGCACAAAUAGAGUUAAUUAAAUUAUAAAAUUAAGUAAAUAAAUAAAACCUGAGAGCCACAACAUCAUGAAAAAAUCAAUAAGAAAUAUGAAAUAAAACCUGUUUUAAGAUUUUGUCCAGAUAUUCAGUUUCAUUCAGACAUUUCUGAUCAGACUGUGGUUUCCACUGAACCCAGUGAAUCUGGAUCAAUGUAUAAACUCAGGUUCAAUGAAAACAUCAAAGAAUAACUCUCUAACUUUGAACCUGGCUCUUAUUUUACAUGUUUUUGGGUAUAAAUGAUUGACAGGGACAGAAAUAUUUGGAAUCGGUGCAGUAUUGAUCAACAACAGUGAACAGCUGCUGCAGUGUAAUCCAAUGGAUGGUCGUCCACGUCAGAGUCCGUCCACUACAGUUCUUGUUUUUGUCUCUGACAGACUCAGAUUGUUAUUCUGUGUCUGACAACAUGAUGACAGAAUUCCUACAGAGACAGAGCUUUUUAUUAAAGAGUCAGAUCCUUUUAGUUUAACCAGAAACAUCUCUAUAUAUCUCUACCAGACUCCAUAGAGAAAAACAGGGAUUUAACCAGGAGCUGCUGGAAUACCACUGCCUCCAUCUGUUAGUGUGUCUGUGUUACUGUGUGACUUUCAGUGGUGGAAGAAGUAAUCAGUUACUUUACUGAAGUAAAAGUACCACAGGUCAGUCUCAUAUGAAAACAAUUUGAUAAAUCAGACAGCUUCAUGUGGCUGUGAUUGAGUUUCCUUUCGCUUCCUUCACAGCAAAAAAAGACAGUUUGAUAGAAAAUAUCUGACUCUGACUUUCUCUGUUCUGUUUUUCCUCUGCUGCUGUAACUUUCUAAUAAACUCUAUCUCUUCUAACGUC